AUGCUCGUUAGAAAGUCAAUCUCGUGGCACGACAUUCGCCCGGUUGUUCUUGUUCUCCCUAUGGAAUGCGCGCUGGCCGGUUCGGCCGUGCGACACCCAGCAGCAUCCCCCCCCCCCCCACUCAAUCCUUCCUCCAGCGUCAUUCCGGCGCGCGUCACCGUCUCAGAGGAUUCAGAGCGGAGUCUAUCGCGCUCGCACGGCGAUCCGCAAUCCCGGGUCUUGGGUGCGGCGACGUCGAAGCUCCGGCAGAGCACGGCAUGGCUUCACCGCUAG
Messenger RNA from Penicillium canariense, 273 nucleotides. RefSeq lists its product as uncharacterized. Lineage: Eukaryota; Fungi; Ascomycota; Eurotiomycetes; Eurotiales; Aspergillaceae. The transcript has a single exon. The record is from RefSeq and is a predicted model, not a curated record. The coding region runs from base 1 to 273 and encodes 90 amino acids.